Gopherus flavomarginatus (Mexican gopher tortoise) is the source of this 3475-nucleotide messenger RNA. It is a transcript of the gene TNFRSF17, whose product is annotated as TNF receptor superfamily member 17. The record is from RefSeq and is a predicted model, not a curated record. The transcript is spliced from 10 exons. Gene Ontology annotation, biological process: tumor necrosis factor-mediated signaling pathway. Gene Ontology annotation, molecular function: signaling receptor activity. Lineage: Eukaryota; Metazoa; Chordata; Testudines; Testudinidae. The coding region runs from base 1089 to 1622 and encodes 177 amino acids.
ACAGAGAGACGGGAAAUGUAGUUCGGGGAAGCCAUGCUGAAGGAGAACACCGAAUCCCAGCAGGCACUGCGUGCUCAUUUGCUUUGUUCAACCUUUUUUUGCCACCGCAUAGAGGGAUGGGAAAUGUAGUUCUCCCCCCUUGACUAGGGAGAACAACAGCCCUUCCGAUAACUAACCUAGAAGUAGGAAAGGUGGGUGGCAGCUGGUGGUCUUCAGUGGUGAUACCCUCAGAGAGCUACCAAGUUGGAGGCGCUCAAUUAUCCCCCUUCCAAGUUCAGGAAAGCUGAAUAUUAAUAUUAAAUAUUUCCUCCACUUGGCUUCACUGAAAGAUCACACCAUAUAACAUGACUUCCCAGAAUUGUAUUGUUCAGAGAAGCUGAAUUAGGAGAUUUCAAAGUUGGUUACACCAGUGUUGCUUCAGUGAAACUUCACUGACUUCAAUUUCAAACACCUACACUUUGAUUUGCAGGUCAUUGAAGAGCCAUCCACAGAGCCAUCUGGUGCUCCAGGGAACACUGUGCCAGCAGUUCUUCGGUGGUGCCAUGGUUUUCUGAACCUCUGGGUGCCAGCUGGCAAGGGGGUUACAAAAAUAUCCUGAUUCUGCUUACACAGAACAGCAGGAAUUGAAUAAUGAAGGGCCAAAAUCCAUUUGCUGUUGAUGUAAGAUCUUAACUGCAGUUUUUGCUAAGAACUUUUCAUGUAGGCCUGAAGUCCACAGCUCGGCUGGGCCAUGGGGGCCAGCUAACAGAGAACAAUACUUAGGAAUGUACCUGUUGGUCAACCGGGAGAGCGGAUACCUUAUUCCCCUGGACCCCCAAGUUGGGAUUUAACCUAUACACUACUAACACGGCUGCUACUCUGAAACCUGAAAAUGGCAAGAAAUUACUGAUGACUGAAAAAAGAUAUAAUCAGUUCUGCAAACAAUAUAUUGCUUUUGGAUUCACAUCUCUACAAAUAGUGAUCCACCUCAACCUUUGUGUUCCUUUGCGGAGAAACUCUUAUCAAUUAACAGUAUGAAACCAGCGCAUUUGCAAUGACAUUUGAAGACAAAACACCCCGGGCAUGCAGUUCACUAAUUACUGACCCUGAUGGCUCAACAUUGCUUCAGAAAUGAGUAUUUUGACAGCUUGCUGCAAUCUUGUAUACCCUGUCAACUUCGAUGUUCCAGUAAGCCACCUUUUUCAUGUCAGAGCUAUUGUAAUGAGAGUACUACAGGUCAAGUAAAAGUAUCAGAUGGAAUUCUUUGGAUUGGUUUGGGAAUAGGAGUGAUUUUAACAUUGACAGUGUUCAUAUUAAUGGUCUUGUUUAAAAUGAGGCACCCAAAACAAUCAAAGGAAGAACUGAAAAACACAGAAUCUGCAGUGGAGCUGAAUAUUAUACUCAAGGCUGAUACUGAGACCAGUGUGAAUACAGAUAUAAUUGGAGAUUCCCUCCAAAGUGAAGCAUCACUGAUGUAUUCAGAGGAGGAAUGCACUUGCGGGGACUGUGGGUUGGUGAAACUCCAAACUGGCUUUGAUACUUCAUUCCCAUUACCAGCCACAGAGGAAGGAGCUACUGUUCUGGUCACCACAAAGACUUCUGAAUAUUGCAGCUAUAUUCCAGGUGCAAUGAUGACUCUGUGAUAGGGAAAUGAAAGCAUUUUUUACUACAUAAUAAUCAAUCAGCUCAUCCAGUAUAGGUAUACUCAUAAAUUUUAUUAUUUGCUGUCAGUAGAGAAGGAUAGUACAUGUGGUUUCUUUAUAGCUCUUACAUUUAACUUUCAUAGGUAUUAUAUUAUUUCUAAUUUUAGUCUCCCUUGGGAGCUAUUUACUGGAACUUAUAAGCUAUAAGAACCCCUGCGUGGGGAAAACUUUUCUGCACUAUCAUUAAAGACUAUAUUUACUAGUCAAAAGUUUGGAUGUGCAUAAAUGCCAUCAAUAAACAAGCUCAAAUAUAUAUUUAAUGACUAUGUCACACAAAUAAAUCUUGUACCAAAAUGUUUUUGUAGUACUAAGAGGUGAAAAAAAAAAAAAAGGUAUGUAGCAUCACUUUUGUACCACUUCAGAGAUCCAGAUUCUGAGAUUUUGGGGCCCAGUGAAAAUGGAAAUGCUUGCAAAGGAAAUGCUCUAAUACUGGAUACAUCUAUGGAAUAUGAAAUUAUAUCCAGUUAAGAUAUCAGCUGUGAGCUAUACUGGAAGAGGAGAUGGUAUUGCAGAACCUCUAACUGCCAAUCUGGUUCCUGAUAGUAGAGGAGGGCUUUCUUUUAUGGACCAAACAUUUUCAAAAAAUGUAAAAUCUCCCUAUUUUAGCAUGGGCUCCAUAAUGAUCUUUUGUACUUAGCAGGGAUUUACUAGGAGUAUCAGCUAGCUAUAUGCUAAAAAUUCAAUCUAAAAUUAGGUAUGCCUAGGUAUCUAAAUAAGUGUUAUGGUUUUCAUAGCUGCUGAGCACUUGCAGUUCCCAUUUAAGUCAAUGAAGGCUGUUUGUGCUCAGCAAUAAUCACCUUUGUACUACUAGAGCACUGUCUAUCCAAGUGUAAGGGGACAGUUAUCCCCUUACUAACAUUGAGUGCGGGUGUUUGGUUGCUAGCUCCCAGCACUAAAAAGGGAGGGAUCGAUGGCAAAUCAGGGCCCUGAGACUGACAGUCCCCAGGAACAAUGGUGAGAGGCCAGUGCUCCAGGUCAGCCUGAUUGACAGGGCGGGCAGGCUAAUCAAAGAGACAGAAGGCCAGGGUGGGUCCUGUCCUCCAUGUGAGUCGAAAUUGCCUGGGUCAGACAGAGGGGGGCCGAGCUAAGGUGAGAGUAGGGGGCCAAGCUAAGCUGCUAGGAGCAGAGCUGCAGCCUAAAAAGCCAGAGCACAGCCCAGAGAGAGCAGACCUGCCCUGGGAGCAGAGCUGCAGCAACCAGAGCCAGAGGGGCCAGACAAGCAGCCCAGGAAGCAAGUGAGAGCUGAGAGAGAUUCACAGAAGCAGCCUGCAGAGCAGACCUGCCCUGGGAGCAGAGCUGUACAAGUGGAGCCAGGGAGGCCAGAGAAGCAGCCCAGGGAGCUGAAGGCAGAGCAGCAGCAGCAGCCGUGCUGAGGCAGUGUGGAGCUGGGGCUGGAGCAGUCCGGAGCUGGGUGCGGUGAGCAGCUGGGGAAAGCGAGGGGACCCUGGGCAGUGGGCCUCAGCCAAGAGGCCCUGCAGGCCAGACUUGGAGGGGGAUCGUAACCCUGACAGAGUGGGAGUGACAUUGGGGAGAAGGGUCCUGCCACCCAGAGCCUGAGAGAGUGUGUGGCCACCGCCAGAGCAAGUGUCCAACCUGCAGCGUCCCUGCAGCACAGCCAAGGCCUGAGAAGGAGGCCUGGGACCUACAAGGAACAGACUGUGAAGUGCCCUGAUGUCCAGAGACACUGUUUGUGAUGGUCCCUGCCACAGAGCAGGGUGAUGUGUUUUCUUUUAACCUUUCCCAUUUUUCCUUAUUCUUUUUUUAAAAUUGUUAAUUAAAUAACUUGUAUUUGC